AUGCACUCCAUCUAUAACAAUUAAGUACACUCGUAAACUGAGGAAUCAUACAAGGAACAAUUAAGGAAGCAUGCAUGUACUACUGUCACCCAUAACUUAUCUUAUAAUUAAGUACACUCAUAAACUGAAGAACAUAUCGUUUUAAAUUGUCACUCCUUAUGAACGUCAUAGUUCCUUGUAUGGGCUCUUUGUAUGGCGUCCUGGUUGGGUUUUCCUGCGUGCUCUGCCCUCUACACGUUCAGCGAUUGCAUUUGUGGCAAAUUGCUCUAUCACAGCGACAUGACUAGUAGGUUUAGGUGGCGUAAUCUUCCUUGUGCGUCCACGUUUCUGCUUUAGGCAGCCGGAUGUCUCGGAUUUGCUAGCAUCAUGUAGAGGGUUAUCUUUUUUGCUGGCAGCAUCUGGAGGGCUGUUCUCCUUGUUGUUGGCAGCAUCUGGAGGGCUAAUCUCCUGGACAUCAUCGUCUGCAGCAUUGGGUUGAACAAGCUUUGCAAUGCUUGCUUCGUAGGCCGUCUUCUGUAGAGCAGAAAGUGGUGCGUUAGUUGUAUUGUGCAAACGUGAAAGAUUAAAUAUUGAUGAACCGAAAUGCCGGUUGUGUAGCACUAACCGUUAUUGGAUUCUUAUAGGAUUCUAGCCGAAGCCGGUUAGAUCUGAACGCAGCAGACUUGAAAAUAUUUUCCAGCUGAAAAUAUGUAUCUGUGACUAAAUAUGAUAGCAGCACAUAUGUUAGCGUAGCAAAAUUAGUAACUACAAGAGUGGAAACAAAAUUAGUGUUUUGCUCACCCGUGUGAAAUCUUGGGCCAUCUUUUCCCCGUCCCAUGACAACAUGUAUUUUAGUGUGUAUGCACCACAAGAAUGGCUGCAAUGUGAAGUUUAAGCUCAGUAAUCUUUAGUAGUUCAGAAAUAAUUUGUAAUGCAAUACGUACCCGUCUGUCUGUUGUGGUAUGUUGGUAUAGCAUACUUUAUUCCAUUGAGAAAUGUUGAUGGGCACUCGUGCUUGUACUAAGCCGCACUUGACUGCAUCUUCGAUGCACGUCUGUAUAGACUCCGUUAGGCUAGUUUCCUUGGCCUCGUCACGAAGGUGUGGUAUAGAGUUGAGGACCUGAAUCUCUUCCUUAUCGAAAUUCAAUACCAGUAGAAGCCAGUGGGAAUCAUGUACAUUGAAUGGGAUUUGUACCUGCGGUUAAGUUUAUGUUGUCUAAGGUUAGGUAAUAAUUCGGAUAUGCACAAUAUAAAUAUAGUUUUGCAGGAUCGACGAGAUGAAAUGCUGCAUGUAGUUUCAGAUUAUGAAAUAGGAAAGCGGAACACGCAUACCUUUCGGUGUCCUACAAGUUUCUUUACUAUGCGAUCAAGCCAAUUGGUAUCUCGUCCGCGAAUAAUACCCCCACUUUGCCCUAACAACUUCCUCGUUUCUUUUGGGUAUACGACUGAUGUAGUAUCAGUCUCUACAUUGCUAAUGUAUGCGUAUGCAUGAAUAACCUGUAAAAGUUGCAAUCAUGUAAUAUGCCACCAGUUGGUAUAGUCAUAGCAAUUUGCAAUGUUAGGGGAUUACCUCAUCGAAAAUGAAUCCGCGGGUGACAUUAGGCCUUAGUAGAUGAACUUGAAGGACAGUCUCUCCAACGUCAACUACUUCAGCCAGGGGGCAACUUUGGCGGAUGAAAGCCGCGACCUUUAUGUCUUCGUUUGUCAACAUGUAGUCACUGUCGAAUACAGGCAUGCGCGGUGGGGUGAGUUUGUUGGUGACAUCUUUCUCCGGGUGCUUGUUGAUUUCCAUGUGAUCAUCACAGGGUGUUGUAGCAGCAUUCCUAGAUGGUUGAAAACGAGGAGUUGGUGCAACCUUGCCAUUAAUAACGUCGUCUUGUUCCUAUAAGAAUGAUUGAUCAUAAAUUUGUUCUUAUUAGCAAGUAAUAUAGGCCUACAAUUCUCACCGGGACAAAUGCAGCCGUAGACGUUGGUUGCGUGUUGCCAUGAACCAUUUGCCUAAAUCUCUGGACCACGAAAUACAUGCAAUGAAUAUAUAUCCAUGGGAAGAUGCAUUUUAAACCGAUGUUAGUGGUAUCAGAUACCUGGAAUUCUCUUUUGACCUCGAUGAGUUCAUCCUCCACCUUAGACAACCUUGUUUUGGUAGCAUUUUGUGUCCUAAUUUCUCCGACCUCCUCAGUCAAGGCGAGAAUUCUGGAAUCAAUUUUGUGCUCCAUGUCCAGUAGCUGUCUGCCUAUUUUUUUCUCGAUUUCUAGUCUUUGCCAGGAGAUAGUUUGCAUUAUCGCGUCCAUCUGUCACAUAAAUAAUGUACAAAACUAAAUGAGUAAGUUGAGUGCGAGAUUUUAUGGUACUGAAAAGAGUGUGACUUAGUUGGUCAUACUUGUUGAUUGCUAAUACGAAGAUAUCCUGGUUGUGCUUUGAAGCUGAAAUCUCCAUCCGCGUGUAUCUUUUCAUUUGCUGGCAUGGUAGGUUGAGCAUUGGGAAUGUUCAUCCGUCCAUUGUCAUCACAAAUGUUCAUCGUAACCUUGCAAAAGGUAGAAUGCAUCAGUCAUAAGAAUUAAAUAAGCUAAAAUGAAAUAGUUGUGCAUAUAAAAGCACCUCUCCUCGAUCUGGUCCUCCACUAACAUAGGCCGCUGCUCUUAGUGCUGCGUUGCCUUCAUCCCAUCUUGUCAUCAACGGAGGGGAUAUAGGAUCAUAGGAGACCGGCCCAGCAUGGACGUGCUCCCAGUACCAGAACUACAUAAAAGUGGUAGUUAAUAUACUGAACUUACUCAUAGGGAUAUUUGUCGAGUUUAUGUACUGAUUGUGUUUUACUGUAACAACACUUACUUGUAGCAAAGGUAAAUUUCCUUGAAGGCUUGUUCGGUCUAGGUAUUGAAAAUUCCGGAUGGAAUCGAACAAGUGAGCCAAUGUGAAACAUCCCCAGUUAAAUUUGGGAAUGUCUGCCACAUCCUUAACCAGGGCCAAAUAUUUGCGGUCUACAUAGUCGUUUGCUGUCGGUGCUAAAAUAAUACCAAUGGCAUACAGAACGAAAUGCCUGAUGAAGUGAUCAUCAGGAGUUGUGGAGGUUUUGAUCAGGGUCUCAAGGGUUGUCAGCAUUAGUCUAUUGUCAGUCUGGUAAGCAUUAAACAAGUCCAUGUUUGUUGAUCCUUGUCCUUCUGUAUGUUUAUAGAUAUCCUCCCCUUGAAUCGGAAUGUCCAUUAUAUGGGACACAUCCUUUUCGGUCAUAGGAAUUUCCUGUCCACACAACCGAAAGGUUUUCUUGGUGCAGAUGCAGCGCUUGGCAAGUCUCACUAGCAUUAUUCGUCGUAAAGACGUAGGCUUCAUUUGCAUGACUAGCACUAUUGGUCAUCCGGAACCAUGACUAGCACUAUUGGUCAUCCGGAACCAUGACUAGUAGUAUUGGUCAUCCGGAACUCAAAAAUACACGUACUACUAUGAAUUAUGGGCGUAGGAGUACAUCUUUUUUUUAUCUAUUCAUAAUUCUUGUCUCAAAUUUUUAGCUCUGGAUACACUAGUACGACGUAGGAGUACAUCUCUUUUUUUUAUUCGAAAAAAAAGAGAAUCCUGGGAAUACACUAGUACAACGUAGGAGUAGAACGUAGGGAAAAAAAAAGAUCUACUCCAAGUCUAUCACGAUCAGGGGAGAUUCUCACGGAGAGGAUCCUGGAUUUGUUCCCCCUAUUUAGCUAGGAAGCAACUACGUCCGCAGUUUUGUUUCCCCACGACCUGCACGGUCCUGCGCGUUCGAUCGCAACUCGACUCCCAUAGCUGCAACCACCAUCGUCUGCCCUCGGCCGUAGUCCUGCCGCCGUCCCCGCCCCCGCUCCACCGGCCGACGCCAGCGGCCUCAUCCGGGACCAUGGAUUCGAAAUCUUUGCUCGAUGAGAUGGACAAGAAGAUGCACUUGGAGAGGGAGGAGAUGGACAAGAAAGUCAGCAACGAACGUGCAGCUGUAGACGGGGUGAUAAAGCAUGAGCGGGACAAUAUGGACCUCAAGAUCAAGCAAAUCGAUGCAGAGACGGAUAAGAAGUUGACGUUGGAUUGUCAACAAAUGGACAUUAAGGUAAAGCAAGAACGUGCCUUGGAUCAUGCAUUGAAGCUAGAGCGUGAUAAAAUGGUCAAGGAGAUAAAGAAGAUCCGUAAGGACAUGGAUCAGAAGUUGCGGCAGGUGCGGGAUGAGAUGGACCACACUGUACAGCUUGAGCAUGCAAAGAUGGACUCCAGGAAUAUGCAGGCACGUGCAGACAUUGAUAAAAAAUUGCAGCACGAUCGUCAAGAGUUGGAUUCGAAAUCUUUGCUAGAGCAAGUCCGCAUGGAAGCCAAGAUGAUGCAGAACCGUGCGAGGAUAGCUUCAAAGGCUACCACCGAGCAAAUACAGUUGCAUAGCCCUCGACCUGAAGAACCGGUCUCAUAUUUUCUCCCGGAACUUGUAAUGGAAUUUAGUGUUACCGUCGACGGGGAAAUUUCUUAUAGUCCGAAAGGAUACUUCGGAGGACGUACCGGUUACAUGAUUGUUAGGGAACCUGACGUUGGAGUGGUCGAUGAUGGUGAACCAUUUGCGUGUUCAUGGUUAUAAAGGGGAUGCCGAUUUGUACUACCUUGAGCCUGGUUGCAUACCACCUGACGGAAUGGUCUUAAUGUCAGGUCCAGAGCAUGUAGAACAAAUGAUGCAGGCUCAUAAAGGCAAAAAGAAGUGUCAGUUGUACAUCAUCAGGAAUGGUUCAUGGUCAGAUGAUUGUGAUGAUGGAAUGAAUGAAGAGGGUCAAUUCGACCAUUUUAAUUCGUGGGAGCCCAUCGAUAGAUGGGACGAAGGGCACACGCACAAACAUGGAUCAGCUGCACUAAUGGAGCAACCAGCAUCGAACUAUCAUAAGAAGGCAUUGACUUUUAGCAGUGGCGAAGAGGACAUGGACUCAUAAUCAUUCCGCAUCGAGAGAGAACUAGAUGUUUACUACAGCUUUUGCUUGUAAUUGCUUGUUUUUAUGGGCUAUUUUCAGCCAGAGAACUCUAGUGAAACAGAUAAUAAAGUUUUUUGUUUAUUUCAUUUAGUAAUUGACAAAAAAUAAAUCAUAUCAAUGUAAAAGCUCAAGAUUGAAAUAGAUACUGCAACCAAGAAGGAGCUUGUCAGGCAUGCAGGAGCCCA
Brachypodium distachyon (stiff brome) is the source of this 5125-nucleotide messenger RNA. RefSeq lists its product as uncharacterized. Bases 3842 to 4558 code for a protein of 238 amino acids. NCBI's taxonomy places the organism in Eukaryota, Viridiplantae, Streptophyta, Magnoliopsida, Poales, Poaceae. The transcript is spliced from 5 exons. The record is from RefSeq and is a predicted model, not a curated record.